Messenger RNA from Sphenostylis stenocarpa, 759 nucleotides. The record is from the annotation of a GenBank genome assembly. NCBI's taxonomy places the organism in Eukaryota, Viridiplantae, Streptophyta, Magnoliopsida, Fabales, Fabaceae.
AUGCAUGAUUUGCGAAUGAUUCACACUGACCUGAAGCCUGAAAACAUUCUACUAGUGUCACCAGAGUAUGUCAAAGUUCCCGACUACAAGGUACUUUCCUUUCACAGACGCAUGAUUCCUUAUUGUUUGGGACAUGCUGCACCUUUUAUUCCCAGAAUGGUUUGCACCUCUCGUAUCUAUGAGAGCUCAUCUAGAUCUCCGGGUUCCUAUUUCAAGAGGGUUCCCAAAUCAAGUUCUAUAAAGGUUAUUGAUUUUGGAAGCACCACUUAUGAGCGAGAAGAUCAGAAUUACAUUGUAUCAACUCGUCAUUAUAGAGCUCCUGAAGUUAUCCUUGGACUUGGCUGGAGGUAUCCAUGUGAUAUUUGGAGUGCGGGAUGUAUAUUGGUUGAGUUAUGCACGGGCGAAGCUUUGUUUCAGACUCAUGAAAAUUUAGAACACCUUGCGAUGAUGGAAAGGGUACUUGGUCCAUUACCAGCGCACAUGUUGAAGAGAGUCGACCGACAUGCUGAGAAAUAUGUUAGAAGGGGUAGAUUACACUGGCCUGAGAGUGCGACCUCAAGGGAGAGUUUCAAAGCCGUAAUGAAGCUUCCUAGGCUACAGAACCUUAUAAUGCAGCACGUAGAUCAUUCAGCUGGCGAUCUCAUACAUCUCUUGCAGGGGUUGCUUAGAUUUGACCCUUCAGAAAGACUUACAGCCAAGGAAGCUCUUAGACAUUCCUUCUUUAUGAGAGAUCACUUCAGGAGACAAGUCUCUUUUUAA